Choloepus didactylus (southern two-toed sloth) is the source of this 297-nucleotide messenger RNA. Its product is annotated as serine protease inhibitor Kazal-type 14-like. Gene Ontology annotation, molecular function: protein binding. Bases 1 to 297 code for a protein of 98 amino acids. The record is from RefSeq and is a predicted model, not a curated record. NCBI's taxonomy places the organism in Eukaryota, Metazoa, Chordata, Mammalia, Pilosa, Megalonychidae. The transcript has 4 exons.
AUGGCCAACCCCUUCUCAGUGCUCUGCUCACCUUUGUUCUUCAUCCUGAUGCACUCUGUGUUACCUUCGGUUUCAGAACAUCGACAUUGGUGGCCACCACGUGGAAAUAUUAAGGUGAAAUGUCCAUAUAAAUAUGUAGACUUGAGUUGGUUCAGUGGAACAGUGAACCCCUGCCCAGGUUUAAUUCAAUCCAUGUGUGGAACCAAUUCUGUGACCUAUGAAAACCCCUGCAUCUUGUGUAUUGUAAGCUUGAAAUCUAAGGGAAGAAUUAGAUUCCAACACGAUGGAAUAUGCUAG